Messenger RNA from Durusdinium trenchii, 1141 nucleotides. Lineage: Eukaryota; Dinophyceae; Suessiales; Symbiodiniaceae. The record is from the annotation of a GenBank genome assembly.
AAAAAAAGGAAGGUGCACCAGCAGAUGUGGUUUUGGGCGCCGAUUUUUCGUGCGCCAUGACGCCGUUGAUGCUGGGCCUCAUGGUCUUCCUGACCUCCGCCGAGAGGUUUGACCCCACACCCGAUGGACCCGACACGCAGCUGUUACAGCAGAAGCUGAUGCUGAAAGAAACGCUGCCGACGCAGAAGCCGUGGCAGAAGUACACGUUUUUGGUGGGCGCCACCCACAAAGCUGGCACCCACUUGUUGAGGGAAGUGAUGUGCUUUGCCUUCGAUAUCAUGGGAGCCAGAGAUUCCUGCAUGUACCCAGAGUUCCGUGGGAUUGGGGAAGGAGUGACUAGCACCGGUGUGUCUGACUGCAAUGAGAUGGAUGCACCCAUCCAGUAUCACCAGUCCGUGCGCAGUAGCGUGAUUCUUCGCCUGCGGGAGGAGGGUCCCCUUCGGGGGGUCAUGACCAUCCGGGAUCCGCUGGACAUGGUCGCCUCGGGCUAUGUCUACCACCACCGCGGGGCUGAGCCAGACUUCCCCUUCAUGCCCAAGAACAUCACGCAGCUCAGCCCGGCAGAGGGCGUUCCGCUCAUGGCACUGUACUGGCUUCCAAUCAUCACCGCCAUGACCACUGCUUUCGAAGUGAAGGGCAAUGAUGUGCUAGCAGUGCGAUAUGAGACCAUCACCAACUCCUCCGACUCCUUCAACGCCAGUGUUGGGGAGAUGGUCGAGUUCCUCUUCCGGGGCUACAUGUCUCCGAAGCAGAAGCAGCAGAUUCUGGAUGCAGCCAGCCGUGAAGACUUGCACCUUCAUCCAACGGCCAGUGUCUCAGAUGAUCCUUCCGUCACGAACCACACCAGUCCGCCUGACGACAUCACCGAAGCUAAAGAAGCCUGGAAAUUUCUGGGGAAAGAUCUUCAGAGGACGUACCAUCACUUGCGAACCAUCCUGGGCUACGUCUGAGUCCAGUCCUGAGAUCCUGUAAAUGGCCUGGAAAGGGCUCGGUACUGUAGCAUGGGAUUUUAGCUUGUUGAACAAGAAAGGGCAUCCACGGCAUCCAAGAAAGGGGUGUUCACGAUCCAUUUUGGGGUCUGAAAAACACAAUCCCAACUUGGAAUUCCAAGAUGCAAAAAGUCGACUGCAGAAAGUUCCAA